Molecule: messenger RNA, 792 nt
Organism: Cimex lectularius (bed bug)
Lineage: Eukaryota; Metazoa; Arthropoda; Insecta; Hemiptera; Cimicidae
Product: proline-rich protein 4-like
Exons: 1
Coding region: 3-728 (241 amino acids)
Source: RefSeq, a predicted model, not a curated record
GUAUGAAGCCGGUAAUAAUUCUUGUGUUUUCGUGUGUUGUGUUUGUUUGUGGUACGGAACAUCACGGUGAUUCGCACAGUCAUGUCAACCAGCAUCACACCAUAGUCCUUACCAAGGAAGUCAAGGUACCUUAUCCGGUCAAGGUCGAGAAGACAGUACCUUACCCUGUCCACGUCCACUACGACAGGCCCGUACCUUACCACGUACCAAAACCGGUGCCAUACGAAGUAGAGAAGAAAGUCCCAGUCCCGGUCAAAGUGUACGUUCCUCAACCUUACCCGGUCGAGAAGAAGGUCCACGUGCCCGUUAAAGUCGAAGUACCCCGUCCGGUACCGUACCACGUCGAAAAACCCGUGCCCUACAAAGUAGAGAAAGAAGUACGCGUCCCUGUUUAUAAAAAUGUCCCAGUGCCGGUCAAAGUCUACUACGACGUGCCGAAACCUUAUCACGUGCCUGUAACCGUCGAGAAGAAAGUACCUUACUACGUCGAGAAGAAAGUACCGGUUGAGGUCAAAGUCCCAGUGGAAAAGCCGUACGAAGUCGUCGUCCAUAAGCCUUACAAAGUCUUCGUCGAGAAACCUUAUCCAGUCACCGUCGAGAAAAAAGUCCCCGUCUAUGUCAAAGUACCGGAAUACUACAAAGUCUACAAACCUGUACAUGUCGAAUCUCACGAAGAAGAACAUAAAGAACACAAAGGGUACGGUGAACAUUUCUCCUACCACUAUUGAAAACUUCGAAUUAUGUAACUAACUGCCUGUAAAGAUGUAAAUUUUAAAUAAAUUAUUUUUUUAU